AUGUUAGAGGAUCUUUCUAUUCUCUGUAAAAAGAGAUCUGAAGAAAUAGGUUUACAACUCCUAGAAAUCACAUGUAAAUACUUGCAAGGGAAAACUCAAAAAGCUGUAAAGAUAUAUAAUUUAUUUGAAAAGGUAGGUGUGGACAAAAUUAAGUAUAUUACAACAUAUACUGCAAAUGCUAUUUCAGAGUUGAUUAAUGAUAAAUUUCAAGAGAUCAUAAAUAAUUUCUCCAAGCAGAAUCCAAAGGAAUUGCAUCACAUGUCAUCAAAAGAUGAGUCUUCGAUUCCUAAAAUUUCCAAAAAAAUCUUGCUUGAAGUAAAUGCAUCAACUACACCCAUGUCAGCUAAGGAAGUCUCUAUAAAGCAUCUUAACAGCAAUUCUUCAGAUAAUUCCUCUAAAAUCGGUCUAGUAGCUGUGAGUACAUUAUCUGUGUCUCAGGUAAGAUCAUCUAAGAAAUCCAGACUUCUGAUUUCUAUUUUACCUAAUGAUCCAGAAGAAAAACAAAAACAUAUCAUUGAGUUAGUGCUAAAACAGUUUUCUUAUCUAUAUUUAAGCGAUAGUGAUGAAUAUAGUGAGCGAUUUAAUCUUAAUAGUUCAACACUCUAUCUAUUAUGUAAUAGAGACCAUAAAGAAGAAAGUAUAUAG
Messenger RNA from Funneliformis mosseae, 645 nucleotides. NCBI's taxonomy places the organism in Eukaryota, Fungi, Glomeromycota, Glomeromycetes, Glomerales, Glomeraceae. The record is from the annotation of a GenBank genome assembly.